AUGGAGCCCGACCUGUUUGGGAUUUACCUGCUCCUGUCUCUCGCGCUCCUGCCCAGAUCCAGCUGCACCACCGCUAAGGAGAUCACCUGCCAGGAAAUAGCCGUGCCUCUGUGUAAAGGCAUCGGCUAUAAUUACACCUACAUGCCCAACCAAUUCAACCACGACACGCAGGACGAGGCGGGAUUGGAGGUCCAUCAGUUUUGGCCUUUAGUAGAGAUUCAAUGCUCACCCGAUCUUAAGUUCUUCCUGUGCAGUAUGUACACGCCGAUCUGUCUGGAGGACUACAAAAAGCCGCUCCCGCCAUGCAGGAGCGUGUGCGAGAGAGCCCGGGCCGGCUGCGCGCCCCUCAUGAGGCAGUAUGGCUUCCCUUGGCCGGACCGCAUGAAAUGUGAUCUACUCCCGGUGCAAGGCAACUCCGACACGCUUUGCAUGGACUAUAACAGAACAGACUCGACCACCGUGUCGCCCGUUCUGCCCAAGCCCACCAACCAACCAGCGAAGGGCUUCAACCCACCUAAAAUUAAGCCAGGUAGACCCAGUCCGCCUAGGAAGUACAAGCCGGCAGCGUCCCCCUGUGAGUCGGGAUGUAAAUGCUUGGAACCCAUGGUGCCGGUCAACACGGAGCGCCACCCGCUGUACAACCGCGUGAAAACAGGCCAGAUUACCAACUGUGCCAUGCCUUGCCACAGUCCCUAUUUCACCCACGACGAGAGGGCUUUCACCGCUUUCUGGAUUGGCCUCUGGUCCGUACUGUGCUUUGUGUCAACUUUUGCCACAGUUGCAACCUUCCUCAUUGACAUGGAGCGCUUCAAGUAUCCCGAGAGACCCAUCAUCUUCCUCUCCGCCUGCUACAUGUUCGUGUCGGUGGGCUACAUCGUCAGGCUCAUCGCCGGGCACGAGAAGGUGGCCUGCAGCAGGGACUUGGAUGUGGAGCACAUUCACUACGAAACCACGGGACCGGCGCUUUGCACGGUGGUCUUUCUCUUGAUUUACUUCUUCGGCAUGGCGAGUUCCAUAUGGUGGGUCAUCUUGUCUUUGACUUGGUUCCUCGCAGCUGGGAUGAAGUGGGGCAACGAAGCCAUCGCCAGUUAUUCACAGUACUUCCAUUUAGCAGCGUGGCUCAUCCCCAGCAUGAAAUCCAUAGCGGUACUGGCUCUGAGUUCCGUGGAUGGAGACUCCGUAGCCGGGAUCUGCUAUGUUGGCAACCAGAACCUUGACAAUUUGCGUGGUUUUGUCUUAGCCCCUCUGGUGAUUUAUUUAUUCAUAGGCACCAUGUUUCUCUUGGCUGGAUUUGUCUCUCUAUUCAGGAUCCGUAAUGUCAUCAAGCAAGGUGGCACCAAAACUGACAAACUGGAAAGACUCAUGAUUAGAAUCGGAGUCUUCACAGUGCUCUACACGGUUCCAGCCACCAUCAUUGUGGCGUGUUAUUUCUAUGAGCAGCACAAUAGGCAGAACUGGGAAAUAACCCAUAACUGCUCCAACUGUUUACACGAGAGGGACCGCAGUAGGCCGGACUAUGCCGUCUUUAUGUUAAAGUACUUCAUGUGCCUUCUGGUGGGCAUCACAUCCGGGGUUUGGAUCUGGUCCGGGAAGACUUUGGACUCUUGGAGGACUUUUUGUACCAGGUGCUGUUGGGGGAGCAAGGCCACGAGCGGCUCCAUGUAUAGCGACGUCAGCACGGGACUAACGUGGAGGUCCGGCACGGCCAGCUCUGUGUCUUGCCCCAAGCAGAUGCCAUUGUCACAGGUUUGA
Molecule: messenger RNA, 1752 nt
Organism: Nerophis lumbriciformis (worm pipefish)
Lineage: Eukaryota; Metazoa; Chordata; Actinopteri; Syngnathiformes; Syngnathidae
Source: RefSeq, a predicted model, not a curated record